AGCUUUAAACAAACACACAGGCUCUGCUCUAGCAGCUUGGGCUGGAGGACUGCUGUACUGCUUUACUGCUUCUGCAACCUUCACAAACAUCUACAAUCAUCAUGGUGGCCCAUAAGGAGUUUGCUACAGCGGGGAAAGCGCCGGGGCUGCAGGUUUGGCGUAUUGAGAACAUGGACCUGAAGCCGGUUCCCAAGAACCUCUACGGAAACUUCUACACUGGCGACGCCUACCUGCUGCUGCACACCACCGCCGCCCCCUCCUACAGCAUUCACAUGUGGCUGGGGGAUGAGUGUUCUCAGGAUGAAAGCGGAGCGGCUGCCAUAUUUUCCACUCAGCUGGACGAUUUCCUGGGCGGUUCUCCGGUUCAGUACCGCGAGGUCCAGAACAACGAGUCCGUCUCCUUCCUCGGAUACUUCAAAUCCGGCAUUAAGUACAAGAAAGGAGGUGUAGCUUCUGGGUUCCAACAUGUGGUGACUAACGACGCUAAUGUGAAGCGUCUGCUGCAUGUGAAGGGUAGAAGAGCUAUCAGAGCCACGGAGGUGGACUUCUCCUGGGGCAGCUUCAACCAGGGAGACUGCUUCAUCGUGGAUCUGGGAAAGGACGUGUAUCAGUGGAGUGGCAGUGGGUGUAACCGCUUUGAGAAGCUGAAGGCGUCUGAGGUAGCGAUCGAUAUCCGGGAUAACGAGAGGAACGGCAGGGCCAAGCUGCACAUGGUGGAUGAGGGGGCGGAGCCACAGGCCAUUAUUGAUGCUCUGGGCGCGAAGCCCGCCAUCGCCCCGGCUACUGCGGACGAUGAGCAGGUGGACAAGUCCAACAAGACGAAAGGGGCGCUGUACAUGAUCUCUGAUGCCACUGGUUCCAUGAAGACGUCGGUGGUUGCCCAGUCCAGCCCGUUUAAGCAGGCCAUGCUCUUGGCCGAGGAGUGCUACAUCCUGGAUAACGGCGCGGAUAACAACGUGUUUGUGUGGAAAGGCCCGAAGGCGAACCCAGACGAGCGCAAGGCCGCCAUGAAGGUUGCCCAGGAUUUCAUUAAAUCCAAAAAUUACUCCAACAAAACCCAGAUCCAGGUGAUGCCAGCAGGGGGUGAGACCACCCUGUUUAAGCAGUUCUUCUCUGAUUGGAGGGAUAAAGAUCAGACCACAGGUCCCUCUAAAGCCUUUACCAUAGGUAAGAUCGCCCAGGUGAAGCAGAUCCCCUUCGACGCCUCCACCCUGCACUCCAACAACACCAUGGCCGCACAGCACAACAUGGUGGACGACGGCUCCGGAAAAGUCCAGAUUUGGCGUGUGGAGGGAGGAGCCCGUGUCGCGGUUGACCCCGCCUCCCACGGUCAGUUUUACGGUGGAGACUGUUACCUCAUUCUGUACAGCUACAAACUGGGCGGCCGGGAACAGCACAUCAUCUACACCUGGCAGGGAUUGAAGAGCACGCAGGAUGAACUCGCUGCUUCAGCCUUCCUCACUGUUCAGCUGGACGACUCUAUGGGCGGAGCUCCUGUCCAGGUGCGGGUCACUCAGGGUCAGGAGCCGCCCCACCUGAUGAGUCUGUUUAAGGGGAAGCCCAUGGUGAUCCACAGCGGCGGGACGUCCCGGGCAGGAGGGCAGAGCCAGGCAGGCGGCACCCGACUGUUCCACAUCCGGACCAGCAGCACCCGGGCCACCCGCGCCGUGGAGGUCAAUCCUUCUGCCUCCAGCCUGAACACCAACGACGUGUUCGUGCUGAAGACCCCCGACUCGCUGUUUGUCUGGAGGGGCGUCGGUGCCAGCGCCGACGAAUCAGACGCCGCCAAGCAUGUGGUCUCCUUCCUGGGAGGGAAGCCCACCGAUGUGGCCGAGGGCAAAGAGCCGGCUGGGUUUUGGUCGGCUCUGGGAGGAAAGGCGGAAUAUCAAUCCUCCAAAACCCUGCAGAAAGUAGUAAAAACCCCCCGACUGUUCGGCUGCUCCAAUAAGACCGGCCGACUCGUGGUGGAGGAGGUGCCCGGAGAUUUCACCCAAUCAGAUCUGGCCACUGAUGACGUCAUGUUGCUGGACACCUGGGAUCAGAUCUUCCUGUGGGUCGGAAACGAUGCCAACGAAGUGGAAAAGACAGGAGCACCAAAGAUAGCUAAAGAGUAUGUGGACUCGGACCCGUCCGGUCGCCGCGGUAUUCCCAUCACUACCAUUAAGCAGGGGGCGGAGCCUCCCACCUUCACCGGCUGGUUCCAGGCCUGGGACAGUAAGAUGUGGGACAGCGAUCCGCUGGACCGGAUCCGAGCCCGGUUUUAAUCCCCGCGCUCGAGCUCGUUUACUUGCGCUUACGUCUUCUUCCUUACGUUUUUACACUUUUACGAUUUUAUCGUUUCGUACUUUCGUACGCUCCUCAGCAAUGCUGCGGUUUAUCAGGUUGCACAGAGUGGCUUUAUUUUCCAAAAGCACUGACGAGUAUAGAGCAUUUAUAAAUGUGCACAAAAAAUAACUUACAUUUAAAGUACAUUUUAUUAUUAAGCGUAGUGUCUUGUGCUUAAUUGACGUAAUUGCAAAAGAAAGACAUGUAAUUAAAAACAUGAAUAAAAACUACUUAUAACACUGAAAAAAUAGCAUUUGUUACCUGUUGUGUUUCACUCAGUCCUGUUACCAUAACACAUUGCCCCAUCUAAAACAUCUGGAACAUUCUACAACAGGAAGUCACAUCUACAACAGGAAGUGACAUCAGCUGGUUCUUCUGAAGAUCAUGGGAAGACUAAAAUUCCCAAAGCUUAUUGUAACGAUGACUGAGGGGCUCAAUUUCAACACUCAGUCCUGUUACCUAAAUUAGUUCUUAGAUCUUAUUGGAUUAUUGAAAGCUAUUUUCAUGUUUUUGCUAAUUCUAUGCUAAAAACUAAUUUCUGUUACUUUUAUUCCUGUUACUCAAAACAUAAAAAGUAACAGGAGUGAGUGCCAGUAACAGGAGUAAGGUUCCAGUAACAGGAUUGAGUUCCAUUAACAGGAGUGAGUUUCAGUAACAGGAGUAAGUUCCAGUAACAGGAGUGAGUUCCAGUAACAGGAGUCAGUUCCAGUAACAGGAGUAAGUUCCAGUGACAGGAGAGAGUUCCAGUAACAGGAUUAAGUUCCAGUAACAGGAAUGAGUGCCAGUAACAGGAGUGAGUUUCAGUAACAGGAGUAAGUUCCAGUAACAGGAGUGAGUUUCAGUAACAGGAGUAAGUUCCAGUAACAGGAGUGAGUUUCAGUAACAGGAGUAAGUUCCAGUAACAGGAGUGAGUUCCAGUAACAGGAGUGAGUUUCAGUAACAGGAGUAAGUUCCAGUAACAGGAGUGAGUUCCAGUAACAGGAGUGAGUUCCAGUAACAGGAAUGAGUGCCAGUAACAGGAGUGAGUUUCAGUAACAGGAGUAAGUUCCAGUAACAGGAGUGAGUUCCAGUAACAGGAGUGAGUUCCAGUAACAGGAGUGAGUUCCAGUAACAGGAGUGAGUUCCAGUAACAGAAGUAAGUUCCAGUAACAGGAGUGAGUUCCAGUAACAGGAGUGAGUUCCAGUAACAGGAGUGAGUUCCAGUAACAGGAGUGAGUGCUAUUAACACGAGUGAUUUUGUUUGUCAUAAUAACUAUAAAUUAUUUGAACAUGCAGUCAAACAUUUCUUUAAAAUAAAGACUUUCUAGUAAUUUCCCCACAGUGUCUCUAUUAAAACCUAUUUUAGUCUGUGAUACUUGCCAGCCUUCAAUGUUUGAGGCUGUAAGAGCAAGUUACAGGAUUACUGGGUAAAUUUUCAGAGAGUCUAAUCUAUAUAAGUUUAGUAAGUAUCAGCAUAUUUAUAGUCAUGCAUUAAAAACACACAAUUUAGUCCUUAUUUUAGUCUAGAAGUAGUUUUUUUACAUUGCGUCCAAAUGUCAUGGUAUAGGGACCAGUGGAAAUACUCUAAAAUACUUUUAAAUACAUUGAUUUUUUUAUCAUGGUAAAAGUAGCCAGUAGUCACUGCCGAUGUAUUGAUAAGUAUUUACGAUUAAUUGAUUUAAUCAUUACAACCCUACGGUUAAAAGUAAUUUUUUAAAUGCCUUUUAAAUGCAGUGCUUUUGGGAAACUGGCCAUUAAUUACUAUUUUACAAUACUGUUGCAUUGACUAGAGCUUGAAUAAUAAUAAAAGUUAAUAGUUGUAGUAAUAUUAAAGUGUUUAUGCCUUUAAUUCACAGUCAUAUUAAUCAGAGAAUAUAUAUAAUUUUUAGUUUUACCCAUCAUCAGUCUUAAUUUUUGAUAUAUGUUUUAUAGGCUGUGUCUUAAACGUAAUAAAUGCUGUCUACUUAGGCAGUAUUCGAAGGCAGGAAGGUAUCAAGCCAAGUAUGAUCGUAAAAAAAAGGUAUUUACAAAUCUCAAAUUUGCAUAUUAUCAUUUAUAAUAGCCAAAAAUUGGCUUUUUUGAAUUAUUUUAAUUUUAAUUUUAAUUAGUUACACAACCAACUGUUCAGGAGUCUUCAUAUCUUGGCAAGAUCAUCAUCAAGUGCAUCUCAAACGCAUUUUGGUUGUAGGUAACUUCAUCACAAUGCUGCCUAUCAAGGUAUCAAGGCAUCAAGGGAGCUGCCUUCCGUUUGGGACACAGCCCAUAGCCUAAAAGUGGCCUAAAAAUGGACCAAAGCCAAAAACAGAAAUGACGAAAAUUACCUCCUGUUUAUUCUUCAUCUGUGCUAUCCAUAUACAUUCUUCUUAUAUAGACACAAACACAAGACCAGAUUUAGCAUAGCAUAGCAUAUAGCAUUUAGCAUGUGAUUGGUCUGUUCAGUGAGUACUCCAACCAAUAGCAGGCCAGGGAACUGUGUAAAAAAAAAAGAAAGAAAGAUAAAAUUCCUCUGUUUACAUACUGCUAGUUUUGUUUACUGCUGUGUUUACCGCUGUUACAUCAUCUGUAUGUACGGAUUAAUUGAUUGGUGGGAUUAUGGGAUGAUUUUUUUUUUUUUUAGGCAUGUUUUUACACACUGCAAUACUGUGUGAUUUUUGUUCUGCAUUUAAUAAAAUUCCUCUAUUUAAAAACA
Astyanax mexicanus (Mexican tetra) is the source of this 4993-nucleotide messenger RNA. It is a transcript of the gene scinlb, whose product is annotated as scinderin like b. The record is from RefSeq and is a predicted model, not a curated record. Gene Ontology annotation, cellular component: actin cytoskeleton; cytoplasm. Gene Ontology annotation, biological process: actin filament severing; actin polymerization or depolymerization; barbed-end actin filament capping. Bases 102 to 2264 code for a protein of 720 amino acids. NCBI's taxonomy places the organism in Eukaryota, Metazoa, Chordata, Actinopteri, Characiformes, Acestrorhamphidae. Gene Ontology annotation, molecular function: phosphatidylinositol-4,5-bisphosphate binding; actin filament binding. The transcript is spliced from 17 exons.